AUGGAAAUCACCGGUUACGCUCUAAUCGUGGGUGGAGGCAGCGGGAUAGGUCGGGCCUGCGUGAAGGCGUUUGCGAGUGAAGGGGCCUCGGGCAUUGUGUUGGCGGAUCUGGACCACGCCGCCGCCAGGGCCGUCGCCGGCGAGGCGGCGGCCGUAGCCAAGGACCCGGGUUUCCAGAUUCACUCGCGGCCGAUUGACGUGAGAAGCGAAGAAUCCGUCGAGCAAGUCAUUCGGGACGUGGUCAGCCUCUUCGGACGGUUGGAUUACUGCGUGAACUGUGCGGGGAUCGGGGUUGAGAAGGCCGCUGCUGUUGCCGAGGCUGAUGUCGGCGAGUUCGCUCGCUUCCUCGAUGUCAACGUCAAGGGGACGUUCCUGGUGACGCGCGCGGCAUCGGCGGUGAUGGCGACACAGGAGCCGCUGCCGCAGCUGCAGGGUCGCGGCUGGGGCAAAGAGGCGGUCGGAGGACGCUCCUCCUUCCGAGGCGCCAUCGUCAACAUGGCGUCGGCGUCGUCUUACGUUUCCACUCCUGGCAUGGUGCAAUACACGACCUCCAAGCACGCCGUCCUGGGCUUGUCCAAGAACGCGGCACUGGACAAUGCUGACCAUGGGAUUCGCGUCAAUUGCAUCUGCGCCUCCUGGGUGCGGACGCCCAUGGUGCAGAAAGCCAUCGACAACGUGCCGGGCCUAGACAAGAUGAUCGAGGCGGCUGUUCCGAUGGGUCGCAUGGCGCUGGCCGAAGAGAUCGCCGACUCGGUCAUCUUCCUGUGCAGCCCCCGGUCCAGCUUCAUCACUGGUUGCGGUCUGAUCGUUGACGGGGGUACUACGCUGACAUCCAAAGUCUAG
Colletotrichum karsti is the source of this 843-nucleotide messenger RNA. RefSeq lists its product as uncharacterized. Gene Ontology annotation, molecular function: oxidoreductase activity. The record is from RefSeq and is a predicted model, not a curated record. Lineage: Eukaryota; Fungi; Ascomycota; Sordariomycetes; Glomerellales; Glomerellaceae. The transcript is spliced from 3 exons. Bases 1 to 843 code for a protein of 280 amino acids.